AUGCAGACGCAGGAGAUCUUGAGCCUGGCCAUCCCGGUGGUCUGGCUGGCGGCAUUUGCCACCCAGGAGCAGCGGGCGAGGGUAUCCGACCCCGUGAACGCGGUCCUCAUGGCCAUGUUCCUCGUGCACUACAUACACCGGGACCUCAUCUAUCCCUUCCGCAUUGUGCCGGGCAAAGGCACCCCACUGGCUGUCUGGUCCAUGGCCGCAGGCUUCUGUGCGUACAACGGCUACCUUCAGACCCGCUACCUCCUAGAGGAGGCGGCGAUGGGGCGCGCCAUCAGCCCCACCUUCCUGCUGGGCGCCGCGCUUUGGGCGCUGGGCUGGGGCAUAAAUCUCCACUCCGACACGGUGCUCAUCCGACAGCGUGGGGGGCGCAGGAAGGGCUACUCCAUCCCGCAGGGCGGCCUGUUUGCCCUCGUGUCCGCCGCCAACUACUUUGGUGAGGUGGUGGAGUGGCUGGGGUGGGCCCUGGCCUGCCGCUCCCUGCCCGCCACAGCGUUCGCCCUGUUCACCAUCGCCAACCUAGUCCCAAGGGCACUGCAUCACCACGCCUGGUACCACAAGACCUUCAAGACGUACCCAAAGCAGCGGCGCGCCAUCAUCCCCUUCCUGUUGUGA
Auxenochlorella protothecoides is the source of this 621-nucleotide messenger RNA. Its product is annotated as 3-oxo-5-alpha-steroid 4-dehydrogenase 1. Gene Ontology annotation, molecular function: 3-oxo-5-alpha-steroid 4-dehydrogenase activity. The record is from RefSeq and is a predicted model, not a curated record. Gene Ontology annotation, biological process: steroid biosynthetic process. The coding region runs from base 1 to 621 and encodes 206 amino acids. The transcript is spliced from 4 exons. NCBI's taxonomy places the organism in Eukaryota, Viridiplantae, Chlorophyta, Trebouxiophyceae, Chlorellales, Chlorellaceae.